This is a messenger RNA of Melanotaenia boesemani (Boeseman's rainbowfish), 1044 nucleotides long. RefSeq lists its product as uncharacterized. The transcript is spliced from 3 exons. Gene Ontology annotation, molecular function: protein dimerization activity. The record is from RefSeq and is a predicted model, not a curated record. Lineage: Eukaryota; Metazoa; Chordata; Actinopteri; Atheriniformes; Melanotaeniidae. The coding region runs from base 1 to 1044 and encodes 347 amino acids.
AUGGUGGUAAGCAAAAUAUACAGUCACUUUGCCUCAUCCGCCAAACGCACUGAAGAACUGAAAUCAGUGUUCAACUUUGUGGCGGAAGACUACCAGUCCAUACAACGACACGUUCCCACAAGAUGGUUAAGCCUGUGGCCAGCAGUAAACCGACUGCACAGCAGCUGGCCAGCUAUCAAGAGCUACUUUCUCUCACUGGGAGAGGAACAGUGCCCAAAAUCCCUAUGGCAGCUGUUCAAGGAUGACCAAGAUGGUGAGGGCAACCCCCUUGAGCUGCAGGUUUACCUGUCCUUCCUCAACAAUGCUCUGAAAAUCUUUCAUGACAUUGUGCUGCUUCUGGAGCGAGAGGACGCCACCGUCUGUGAGCUCUAUGAUAUGAUGUUCACUCUGAAAACUAAGCUUCAGCAACGACAGAUAGAUGGCUUCUUUGGUGUAGAGACGGAUGCACUCCUCCAAGUGUUUCCCAACCAACAGGCAGCUGCUGUCAAACAUGACAUGUGCAACUUCUAUCAAGUCUCCCUUGCCUACCUGGAGCAGCGCUAUGAUUUCACAGACAGCAGCUACCAGAAAAAGUUAGCUAGCUUGGCAUUACUGAAGAGCCCAUUCACCUUCUCCCAGCUCUGUGAUGCUGUCACUGUCCUGCACCUUGGGAAGAAGUUGGACAUGGAUGCUCUCUAUGACGAGCAUUGUGUUGUUCUGCCACGGCAACAGGCUGUCAUAGAAUCAGGAGCUCCAGUUGUUGAGAAGUGGGCUGCCCUACUCAAGCAAACAGACACACCAAACCUCACUGCAUUUGCUUCUUUCCUCUUUAGCUUACCUAUUACUAAUGCUUCAGUGGAGAGGGUGUUCUCACUGAUGGCAGCAAGCUGGACUGACACAAGGAACCGCUGUUCGGUGGAGCUCAUCAAAUCAGAAAUUCAAGUCAAGAGCAACUUUAAAUUAAGGAUUUCUACACAUAUGUACCGAAGGAGAAGGCUCUACUCGAUGCUGCACGUUCCAACAAGAAAUACAAAGUCAAGAAGAACCUUGAAGAUGCUGGUGUGA